This is a messenger RNA of Daucus carota subsp. sativus, 1569 nucleotides long. Its product is annotated as protein ROOT INITIATION DEFECTIVE 3. NCBI's taxonomy places the organism in Eukaryota, Viridiplantae, Streptophyta, Magnoliopsida, Apiales, Apiaceae. The coding region runs from base 141 to 1400 and encodes 419 amino acids. Gene Ontology annotation, molecular function: protein binding. The transcript has a single exon. The record is from RefSeq and is a predicted model, not a curated record. Gene Ontology annotation, cellular component: nuclear pre-replicative complex. Gene Ontology annotation, biological process: DNA-templated DNA replication; rRNA processing.
AAUAGAUUCUUAUGCUGAGUUGCUGACAUGCUGUAUAUUUAUUACUAUGAUUGUGUAUAUCUUCUAACCCCCUCUGGACGUUUCUCAUUUAUAAAGCUGAGAAUUCAGCCCCUUGGUUUCGUAGUGUUGUUUUGGCAAAGAUGGCAUCAAGUUUUCAAGAAAUUGUUGUCACAAGCUCUCCUGAGGGUCCCCUCAAUGGCUAUAAUUCCAUGUCUGGUGCUAUUUCAUUGAAGUUUGUCGGAAGCCGAUCACCCCGUAACGGUCUUUGCCUUGUUGGGAAAAAACUGAUGGCUGUGUCCCAUGUUUCUGCAGAGACUGGAUUAGGCUCAAUUCAUCUCUAUAACUGGUAUUGUCAGACCCCCUUUAAUACUCUUGCUGUCCCUGAACCUGUGGCGCCCCUAGCGGCAACAGAAGAUGGCUCGUAUCUUUUUGCUGGUGGCCUUUCUGGUCGGAUCCACACUCUCUCACUCCCUUCAGGAGAUCUGAUUCAAUCAUUUCCCGCGCACAGGAGAGUCGUGUCUUGUUUGAAAAUUAAUGACGACGAAUCUCUUAUGUUGUCGGGUAGCGAUGAUGGAACAAUUGCUGUUAUCCCCCUUUACAACCUCGUAUCAUCCUCCAAGGUGAGAAAAAGGGAAAUGUUUUUAUGUCGAUUUGUGGGCCAUCAAGGGUCUAUAACUUCCAUCACUUGCGGCUUUGGAGGGGGCAAUUACUGCACUAUAAUGUCUACCGCUUUGGACUGCACUUGCAAAAUCUGGAGCCUGAUGCACAAGACACCCAUCCGUUCCAUUAAAUAUCCUUGCCCGAUGUUGACUGUGGUGAUGGACUCCAAUGAGUCAGAAUUCUAUGCUGCAGGUUUAGAUGGAGUGAUUUACAAAGGAGCACUGAAGGCCUCAUCUCGACAGGCUGCUCAAGAAGCACGUAAAAUCAUGCCUCUGAAGCAAAAGCAUUAUGGUCCCAUUGUAUCCAUCCGAAUACUAAGCAAUGGACAGAACCUGGUAACUGCCUCAGAAGAUGGUAAUGUCUGGGUCUGGGACAUCCAAAGUGAACAAGUUGUCAGAAUCCUCGGGCACGAAAUGAAAGACAUCAGUUCCAUGGUGGUGGCCAAACUGUUUAAUGAUGCUGAGAGCCGUGUCAGGGCCCCGAAAUUCACCGGAGGAGGAGGUGGUUUCUCUACUAAAGAGCUGCAAAGGCCUGUAGAAGUCUUGGAAUUAAAGGAAAGGGUAAAUGUUGUUGUGAAUGACAGACGCAGAGCUGUUCGUAACCUGGAAUCUGCAUUGGGGAUUUACGAAACUCUGUUGAAGGAGAUUGUAAAGCAAGCUAGGGGCGAUAAAAGGAGUGAUAGUUCAAGUGAUGAAACUGAAGAUGAAGAUGAAGAUGAAGAUGGAACUGAAGAUGUUUGAGCAGCUUCUCAACUAUGUUAAGAUGCAAAGAUGUUAUCUACCAUAACGGUGUCGAAGCCAGAAAAUUUCGUCAGCUAGUCAAAAUUUGUCGGACUAAUAAAUUAAAUUACAUUGUUACAUCAAAAAUCGUAAUUCAAUUUAUUUAAUAUAAUGCAUAUUUAUAUGUGAA